AUGCCUGUCGUGAACGGCGUCAUCACUGUUCUUCAGCCCCCCGAUGGCUAUGUCGUUGAUUUCGAUAACCCACAGCGACAGGCUGUGCCCGAAGUCUACUACGUCGCCGGGUUUGGAACGUUUCUCAGUCUCUUGCUCAUGGCGCAGCGUCUGUACACAAAGGCCUUCCUCGUCGGUCGGUUGCAGUGGGACGAUGAUAUGUUUGCGACGGGAUCUGGCGGUGCCCAUGGCUGGGAGAUCCCGGUUGAAAAGUUCAACAUCUUCAUGAUGGAUGUCUACCUUGCCGCCGCCAUCUACACUCUGUGCGGGAGUUUCGCCAAAGUCUCACUUCUCAUAUUCUACUUCCGUCUGUCACCUCAACGGUGGUUCAAACAGGCAGUGUGGGCUUCGCUCGCCAUCAUUGCUGCGUACAGCGUCGGCAUAUUCUUCGCUCUCGUAUUCGCAUGCGAUCCCAUCGCGAUGAGUUGGGAUAUCACAAUCACGGAGGGAACCUGCAUCAACCGACCGUCGCUCUACAUCGCCACCGCCGCCGCCAACAUCAUCUCAGACCUGAUACUGUUUGCGCUUCCGAUCCCGAUUGUGGUAAAGUUGCAGAUUCCGCGCCGACAAAAAGUUGGCCUAUUCUUCAUCUUUGCAGUUGGAUCACUGACCGUCGUCACUUCCAUCAUCCGCGUGUCUCUGCUUCCAGCCAUGCUCACUAGCACGGACCAGAGUUGGGUUAUUUCCUGGGCCAGUUUGUGGAUCAUUGUCGAAGCAAACCUAAUCGUCAUCUGCGCCGCCCUCCCGACCCUUCGUAAGUUCUUCAGACACGUCGCGCCCAAGAUCAUAGGCGAGAGCACGUACGGAAAGGGAACCAAGACAAUGGGCGGCAACGGAAGCAAAACCGUGUCUCGGUUGACGAUAGGCGGCACGAACGGAACGCGGAAUCGUGCCGAGUACUCGCAGUUCGACCUCGACAACAGCGCCGAGACGUUCGCCAUGGCCAGCGUAGCACCCCCCAGCAAACAAGAUGCAGUCAGUACCGGUGUUUGCGAAGUUGAUACUACAUGGGAUGACGACUCGUCUGAGAAGACCAUCAUUCGUGGCAAGAAUAUCGUUCAAACCAAGACGGUCACUGUGGAGUACACUGCCAAGAAAUGA
Colletotrichum higginsianum IMI 349063 is the source of this 1140-nucleotide messenger RNA. Its product is annotated as Integral membrane protein. The transcript is spliced from 5 exons. The record is from RefSeq and is a predicted model, not a curated record. Bases 1 to 1140 code for a protein of 379 amino acids. NCBI's taxonomy places the organism in Eukaryota, Fungi, Ascomycota, Sordariomycetes, Glomerellales, Glomerellaceae.